AUGGAUGAAAUAUUGAGAUGGAAUUCUUCACAAAAUGGAGUUUAUUAUAUGUAUUUGCCCAGGGAUUCAACUUGGACUCCUCAAAUUGUUCUGUUGAAUUCAGCAACAGAGGUUCUCGGCAUUGACACUGGUAAUCAAAUCGAGGAGAGCAUUAUAUUAGCCUCCAAUGGCAAAGUGCUAUACACUGUUAAUGGGCUUGCAAUCACAAAAUGUUACGCUGAUAUUUUCUAUUACCCCUUUGAUCAACAUGACUGCACUUUGGAUAUUUUGAGCCCGCUUGACAAAGAACACAUGGUUCUGAAAAGCAUUGAGUUUGACUUUUAUUUUUUGCCAACCAAUAGCAAAGAGUGGACAAUUAUAGACAUUUUAAAGGAAAAUACGACCCACAAGUUUUCCGCGGUAUUUGAUCACAAUCGUGUUAUUUUUACAGUACGUUUUAAGAGGAAGCCAGAAUUUCUCAUUUUGAAUAUUUUGAUUCCUAUCAUAGCUUUAGGUCUGACUAAUCCUCUAGUUUUUGUACUACCAGAAUCUUCUGGUGAGAGAGUUUCACUAGCGGUCACCAAUUUGCUGACAAUGGUUUUCUUUCUGAAUUUGGUCGCUGACAGUUUGCCUCGCAGUAGUGAUCCAAUAAGCAUGCUGAACAUCUCAAUAAUGAUUCAGAUCGGAAAUAGCAUUUUUAUUCUAAUCUUUACAAUUUUGACAAUUAUCAUUUCCGACAAAACGGUGAAGAAUGAUCCUGUUCCCAAUGCAUUGAAAAAUUUAUUAAUGAGAAUUGCUAUCAGAAAGAUCAAGAAAAACGCAGUUGGAUCGGAGGGAUGUGAAAUGGAAAAUCAGACCCUGGGAAGGUGUGGGAAAUCAAUCAGUGGUGAGGGAGAUCAUGAGAACAGUACGGGAAAAGAGAAAGCGAAAACUCCAGACUGGAUUACCUGGGAAUAUAUUAGUAACAUGACAAAUAAGGCAUGUCUAAGAAUGUUCUUGCUUUUGAUUAUUGGAAACUGGCUUUCCUACGUUAUUUUCAUUUGCUGGCCAUCCAUAGUUAAAUGA
Molecule: messenger RNA, 1044 nt
Organism: Saccostrea cuccullata (small rock oyster)
Lineage: Eukaryota; Metazoa; Mollusca; Bivalvia; Ostreida; Ostreidae
Product: neuronal acetylcholine receptor subunit alpha-7-like
Exons: 1
Coding region: 1-1044 (347 amino acids)
Biological process (GO): chemical synaptic transmission; monoatomic ion transmembrane transport; nervous system process
Cellular component (GO): plasma membrane; synapse; neuron projection
Molecular function (GO): excitatory extracellular ligand-gated monoatomic ion channel activity; transmitter-gated monoatomic ion channel activity involved in regulation of postsynaptic membrane potential; transmembrane signaling receptor activity
Source: RefSeq, a predicted model, not a curated record